Notodromas monacha is the source of this 781-nucleotide messenger RNA. Lineage: Eukaryota; Metazoa; Arthropoda; Ostracoda; Podocopida; Cyprididae. The record is from the annotation of a GenBank genome assembly.
UGUCAGGACUCCGAUGCAGGAGGUGAACAAAUGUUGGCUUCCAGCGGCUCCGUGCAAAGUUAAAGGCACUGUGGUCUCAUCGUCUCCAGUGGUGAAUCUUCGAAAGCGUCAGUUGGAAAUGCUCACUCCUGUCAACCAGCGGAAACCUGCCUUCGGGGCGCUUCUGUUGCCGACGGAGUCGCCGGCAGUGUUGAACGCGUCCUACGUGGAGAUUUCGUGUCCGACGACGCAAACGCCCAAGUUGUCGCCCAACAUCAAGGAUUUGCAGCCGCAUCCCUUGCGAAGCAGUCCGUUGGUUGUGAGCCAGACCAACAAUUUUGCCGAGCCGGACGACGUGCCGCGAGUGGCGGAACAGCCGCCGUUGAAGCGGAGUGCCCGGCUCCAACCGGCGGCUGUGACCAAGGAGAACAAGUUGGCGUUGAAGUCUCGCGUCCCGAGGUCCACUGCGUGUGGCUCUGCGUUACCCAAGCGACUCAAGACGAGGGGUGUGAAUCCCAGGCAUCGGUCCGAUUCGGAAAAUGAAAAUAAAGGUGGUUCAUCAGCUGAGCAAUCCAACAACAGGGAACCGAUCCCAGUAGCAGUGGAAAACGUGAGGAACCUGGAGAAAACUGCGGCCAUAAUUGAAGAAGAGAAGGAUGUGGUGGAGCUUGCGAAUCGGGCUCAACGUCAGUCAGCUGCGGGUCUUAUGUCCUUGUUUCAAGACCUCGGGGCUGCGUAUUUAAAGCUCUCCAAAUUUGAAUGUGCCGAAGCCUUGACUCACCUUCGUAGUCUUUCACACGAU